Molecule: messenger RNA, 1176 nt
Organism: Saccharomycodes ludwigii
Lineage: Eukaryota; Fungi; Ascomycota; Saccharomycetes; Saccharomycodales; Saccharomycodaceae
Gene: YFH7
Product: Yfh7p
Exons: 1
Coding region: 1-1176 (391 amino acids)
Cellular component (GO): cytoplasm
Source: RefSeq, a predicted model, not a curated record
AUGCAUCAUUUCGAUUUAUUGGUAGAUAAAGUUUUACAAAAGUUUCAAGAUUGUAUCUUGACCGAAAAUGACAAUGCACUUAGAGGAAAGCAACAAAACAAGAACUAUAGGUUACUUGUAAUUAUUGUCGGAUCACCAGGAAGUGGCAAAUCGACGAUAGCACAAUCGCUAAGGUCAAAAUUAGUUGAAACUUUUCAACAGAAAUGGUGGACUGAAUCAGAGUAUAAUAAAAUUAACGCUUCUUUGGAAAAUGUGAUUCCUAAGAGUUUCAGUUUGGAUGAUUUACGGGCAGAUGUCGAUUCUUUGAAAGAUUUUAAUCCUAAAGAUGUAAACAAAAUAAUUUAUGAUCUAGACAAAAUUGAACAAUAUAAGCCAAGGAAAACAAGUUAUUAUAGUGAUAAAAAUAUGGAAAGAACUGUUAUUGAGAGCUACGGUGGUUAUGAUAAUUCUAUAAUGUUAACGGUGGACAAGGGGUUCAGUAAAAAAAAAAAGUUAACUUAUAAUGAAUGGUGUGAAGAAUUAGUUAGUAUAGUCCCGAUGGAUGGGUUCCACCUAAGUAGAAAUGUUUUAGCAAAAUUUAAAAAUUCAGAUUAUAUGAUCGAAAGAAGGGGAUCGCCACCCACGUUUGAUUCUUCAAAUUAUUUGGAACUAAUUAAAUUAAUUUGUGAAACAAGUUGCUUACCAUACGUGACCGAUACCGGUAGAGAUGCUAGCACUUUGUUUAAGAUAUUGAAUAGUGAAAAUGCUGCUAGUCACGGUGAAUUGCCUACAAUAUAUUAUCCUGGUUUUAGUCAUAGUGAGAAAGAUCCUCAAGUAAACCAGCAUUGUAUUAAACCAAAUACAAGAAUAGUUAUUUUAGAAGGAUUAUAUUUGCUUUAUAAUAAAUCUGCCUGGGCUCAUAUAUAUCCAACAAUAGAUAAGAAAUGUGGUGAUAACCAUAUCGUUAUUAAGGUCUCAGUAGUCAAAGAUAGCCAUGGAAACGAGGUAACCGAGGAGGAAGAAAAAGUUCUUUCUAAAAGAAUAGCUAAUAGGCAUUUGGCCAGCGGGCUAGUUAGUACAAUCGAAGAAGGUUAUAGCAGAGCACAGAAAAAUGAUUUACUAAAUCAUCGGCUAAUAAAAGAAUAUUGUGUUCCCAAUGUUGCUCAGGCAAAUACUAUUGUGUAUGAAAAUUUGUAG